AUGGCGGCUCCCUGGACAUGGAGGCUCGAUCCUUCCUCUGGCUCCGCAUCAGUGCUGGGACCUUCUCCUUCCACCAUUGCCGUCAGUGCUGAUCCGCUCUCGGCACUGGCGCAAUCGACCGAGACCGCAUCGGCUGACGACAUUGUUUGGCACGACUUCGGCCCCCCACCACGCCCCACAUCCGCACGGCAAGCACGCAAAAGAGCAAGACUGAAUCGCUUCGACUCUGACGAUGACGAGAAUUUCGAUCAGACCCUGCGCACAGAGCCAAGUAGCCACGAUCACGCCGAUGCUGUUCCUGGUCCGGUGGCUGAGCUUGACGCCCAAGAGGCUCGAGAGGACGACGAAAAUGCCGGAUUGGCGAGCACUUGCAGCUCGGACUCGGAAUCCAACGACGAGGAUCCUCCGCUCCGCGAGCCGCAAGCAAGCCAGUCUUGCUCUCUGCAGCUCGAGACUCGCAAGCACCCCGAGAUCUCUUUACAAAAAGCACGUAAAUCCACACGGACCAACUCGGAAGAUGCCUUUGCCGAGUCUACACGACUCAUGGCGCACACCAUCUACACGUACAGCCUUGCUGAUGAGGCAAAGCGUCCCGAGAACACAGACCCGCCAUCACCACUGACGUACAAAGAGACGGUGCGACUCGUGCGUCUCAUCGCCAUGAUCUUUCGCUUUCCAAAGCCGACUCGACGUGUCAGUCGGCGACACACCGACUCGGCCGACAUCGCCUCCCCGCCUUCAUCGAGCCAGUCCACUCCCACACCAGCUGUCAAGGACGAAAGUGACGAUGAAAAGUUCAAGAUCGAGCUCAAGCCCAAGUACCUUUCGUCAGCCUCGGAUGGUGGGUCGCGCAGGCCGCGGAUGCUGGCGAGGGUGCAUCCGGAAGAUACGCGUGUGGAUUCGGCGGCGGUGCUGAAAAUGCUGGCGCUCGUGCCGUCUGUGCUGCCGGCGCGCGUGGGGGAUGCUGCGUGGAUCGUGAACCUUGCCGUGCGUGCACGCCGCGACGAGUACGGCAACAUUCUACUUCCUGACAGCGUCUACGCUUCUGCUCAGCCCGCAGACACCCACACGGGCAGCACAACUUGCAAGGGGGAGAAUGAGGGGCCGCAGAAGAUCACACGCUCGCUCGUGCACAAGCUCGGCAGGGAGGCACCAGCCAUCCCCCUGCCCCAGUUCUGGCGUCGUCGUUCGCCCUCCGCAUCCGCAACGCACGAGUCCGAUUGCAAAGAGCACAACGCCCAAGAACGGCCACUUCCAAACGCCCAGGCAAACGUGGAGACACUCACUACCUCUGCGGCCGAGACGCAGCAAGAUGCCGCUGCUGCAGAGGAAAGCGGAGAGCGUGCGGUCAAUCUGUCCAGGCUGCUUGCCGAUCGCAUGCGUGAAAAGCGCCAGGCCAAAACGCUGCUGCUACGCACCCACCCUACACUGCGCAAACGACGCCCUGCCCAAACGUCGAGCCAAGCAGUGCAGCACGAUGCAGAGAACGAGGCGGAUGCACUCACCGCCGCCAACACCGCAGCCAAUGCCCUCUCGCACUCACAGCUACCACUGCCCGACCAUGUAGAGUAG
This is a messenger RNA of Moesziomyces aphidis, 1572 nucleotides long. Lineage: Eukaryota; Fungi; Basidiomycota; Ustilaginomycetes; Ustilaginales; Ustilaginaceae. The record is from the annotation of a GenBank genome assembly.